AUGUAUCCCAUUAAUCUGCUCUUUGGUUUUUUGACCCAAAUCCUGCUCGUGUCAGCAAUCAUCCAUGUUCGACAGGAUGUGAACACGACUUCAGAAGCGAAUUACGGGCACCAUACAACCUACACCACAGUCUACAAUUCCACUAUCACCGUCUCUGUUACCCAUACCACGCUCACCACGGAACCUAGGUCCUCGGCGACGUCGACGAGUUCCACCAGCAGCGCACCACUCAGUCGACCAUCGUUGCCGUUUACAGUGCUUGCCAUACGGCCUGGGACCCCGAUUCAUCAACUUCGAGUGAACGCAGAUGGCCAGCGUUUCUACCUUGGUGGUCAACCUUCAACAUACUGUCCAAAAAGAGUUGAAGAACUCGGUGGUUGCCCUCCUGGAGAGACCACAGCGUUUGGGCUCUGUUCCAUGGCUGUUCUUGUUCCCGGCGGACAGGAGAUAUUUGCCCUACCUAAUGGUGAGCUCGGCUUUACGCAGGCUCAUUCUGCUCUCCUUCCACCAGGAUCCAGCACCUGCCCUUUCGAGUAUGUCAUGGAACAUCGCGGCGACCAAUAUGCGCAUCUGUUCCCGAAUGCCACCAACGCCUUUAGGGCCAAGGGGUUUCGUGCAUGUCCGACCAACGACGGUCGGUGGCAAGUGCUUCUGGCUUUGGCCAACGUCACAGUGCCGAGCGUGACGAACCAGACCGAGUGUCUGCCAUUUGCGGCGUUCGCUGUUGACUACGAGAAUGGAUAUGCCGCCUGGCAGUACAACUGA
This is a messenger RNA of Exophiala aquamarina CBS 119918, 765 nucleotides long. RefSeq lists its product as uncharacterized. Lineage: Eukaryota; Fungi; Ascomycota; Eurotiomycetes; Chaetothyriales; Herpotrichiellaceae. The coding region runs from base 1 to 765 and encodes 254 amino acids. The record is from RefSeq and is a predicted model, not a curated record. The transcript has 2 exons.